Molecule: messenger RNA, 1482 nt
Organism: Cadophora gregata
Lineage: Eukaryota; Fungi; Ascomycota; Leotiomycetes; Helotiales; Ploettnerulaceae
Exons: 1
Coding region: 1-1482 (493 amino acids)
Biological process (GO): transcription initiation at RNA polymerase I promoter; nucleolar large rRNA transcription by RNA polymerase I
Cellular component (GO): RNA polymerase I core factor complex
Molecular function (GO): RNA polymerase I general transcription initiation factor activity; RNA polymerase I core promoter sequence-specific DNA binding; TBP-class protein binding
Source: RefSeq, a predicted model, not a curated record
AUGCCACUCUUCGCCCUCCCUCUCGCACCCUCCUCCACAACCCAACAUGCUGAAUCCAAGACCACUCGAGUGAAAUUCUCGAAUCUGCCACUCAGGAAACGCAAACGUCCACAAGCGACCGAGGAAUCGAGCGGAGAUGAGAAUUCCUCCCUGGAUGGCGAUGCAGCAGGCCCAGCAGCUACCAAUCCUCUUAGUCUUACGCCGGUAGAAAUUGCGCAGUAUCAAUUAGCUGGGUUGGAGUUGGAUGAGGAGCUGCCAGAUGUGAAGGACUUUCCUCAUAGGCCAGUGCCGCAGAGUUUUGAGUCGCGGCACAAGAAGGGAAGAAGGCGGGAAAGAAGUAAUGCGAGGAAUACGGAUAUUGACGAAGAGCAGAUAAUAGCGGAAGAGGAGCAGGAGGAAGGGAAGGUAGAGAGAAUAAGUCGCGGGCCGUGGCUGCGAAAUCAACAUCUCAGUGUCCUGGUUACGAUUCUGCAUAAGUGUUUAGGAGAAGGGGAUAUACAGCGGGCGAGUCGGGCUUGGGCGCUGCUGUUGAGGACGCAAAUUUCAGGAAGAGGGGUCGAUAUUAGGUCGAAUGGGUACUGGGAGGUUGGCGCGGCGUUGUUAAUGAGAAGCCGGGAUCAGAAGAAGAAGUACUCGUACGAUGAUGAGGAGAGGGACGAGGAAGACGAGCAUGUGGAAGAGGAUAUGGGAGUGGAGAGGAGAUGGGGAAGUAAGGAGGGAUUAGAGCUGGUAAAGAGCUACUACGAGCGACUGAUCUUGGAGUUCCCUUACAACAGGCAGUUUCAACGAAGUGUAAGCGCUUUGGACUUUUGGCCUGCGAUGGUAGGAUGCGAAAUCUAUGGCGUGCAGAUUGAGCAAAAAGAGGGGUUACGGAGAGUGGAGAUUCAAGAAGAGAGAGACAACGAAAAUGAUGGAAGUGGCGAGGAGAGCUUAGACAGCGACGAGAUUGAGGAAGAACACCCCGAGGAAGAUAACUUCACAUUCAACCAGAGAAGAAAGGAAAACUUGAGUCGAAUACGAGCUGAAAGGCGAUGGGAAGAGAGGGAAAACGUCCGCCAAAUUGCGUUGGCCGCUUCGGAAAAGAUCGCUGCAAAAUUAGACGACAUUAUGACUACUCCUCCGUAUUCAGACAGUCAUAAUAUGCUUCGGUUACGAGGUAUGUUGGCACUCUACAUUGGUGAUAUCAGUAUACCAGCUUUGCCACUUCAACAAGACGAAGGCAAGGACAGUGAAAUAUCGACGCGGAGAAGUCAAAGGCUGGGAGAGUUGGACAAAAAUACGGAGCGCAGAUUUCUGUACAGACAACGGGUUGCAGAGCAUGAGCGAGGACAGAAGAUCCAAGAAGCUGAGCGGGAACGGGCUGCCAAACUAUUUGACAGAAUAAUCAGAGAUGGAGGGGAAGAUGAGGAUAUCAGAGACUCUUCUCCUGUAAAGAAUAGGUCCGAGGAAGAAGAGAUCAAUGAUGAAGAACAAGGCGUAUGA